AUGGACUCGCUGCUCCCAGCAAGCGCUCGGUUUGGGUUGGAUCUUUUCAAAGACCUGAGUAAAACAGAUGAGGGCAACGUCUUGUUUUCCCCUGCGGGCAUCUCAACCACCAUUGGAAUGCUGCCCCCGGUGACCCGAGGAGCCGCCGCCACCCAGGAGCAGGAGGUGCCUUUCUUUGAAAAAGACACAGAAAGCUCAAGAAUCAAAGCUGAAGAAAAAGAGUUGGAGGCGACAGAAGAGAUCCAUCGCCAGCUCCAAAGGGUUUUGAGUGAGAUAAGCAAGCCCAGCGAUGGUUAUGAACUGAAAAUAGCCAACCGGCUGUUUGGAGAAAAGACAUACCUCUUCCUUCAAAAAUACUUAGAUUAUGUUGAAAAACAUUACCAUGCUUCUCUGGAACCUGUUGAUUUUGUAAAUGCAGCCGAUGAAAGUCGAAAGAAGAUUAAUUCCUGGGUUGAAAGCCAAACAAAUGAAAAAAUCAAGGACCUGCUUCCAGACGGCUCUUUAAGCAGCUCCAUCAAGCUGGUGGUAGUGAACGUAAUUUAUUUUAAAGGGCAAUGGGACAGGGAGUUUAAGAAAGAAAAUACCAAGGAGGAGGAAUUUUGGCUGAAUAAGAGCACGAGCAAGUCUGUGGUGAUGAUGACACAGCGCCAGUCCUUUAGCUUCAAGACCCUGGAGGACGUGCCAGCCAAAAUUCUGGGCCUUCCGUAUCGAAACCAUGACCUCAGCAUGUUCUUGCUGCUGCCCAAUGACAUCGACGGUCUGGAGAAGAUUAUAGAUAAAAUAACUCCUGAGAAGUUAAUAGAGUGGACUAGCGUGGGGCGUAUGGAAGAGAGGGCCGUGGACUUGCACUUGCCCCGGUUCCGGGUGGCGGGCACUUACGACCUGGAAGCCACCUCCGCGGGGCUGCGCGCUGCCGGCCUCUCGGGGAGCCCCGAGGGUGCCGGGCUGCGCUCCCAGAGGCUGCUGCACAGGUCGGUGCUGGAGCUGACCGAGGCGGGCACGGAGGCUGCGGCCGCCACCGCUGUGGGCUUCGCCGUCACGCCGGCCCAGGACUGCGAACGUUUUCACUGCAAUCACCCUUUCCUGUUCUUCAUCAGGCACAACGAGUCCGACAGCGUCCUUUUCUUUGGCCGAUUUUCUUCUCCUUAG
This is a messenger RNA of Budorcas taxicolor (takin), 1149 nucleotides long. RefSeq names its product serpin family B member 13 (gene SERPINB13). Gene Ontology annotation, molecular function: serine-type endopeptidase inhibitor activity. Lineage: Eukaryota; Metazoa; Chordata; Mammalia; Artiodactyla; Bovidae. The record is from RefSeq and is a predicted model, not a curated record. The transcript has 7 exons. The coding region runs from base 1 to 1149 and encodes 382 amino acids.